UAGGGCCGCGGCCACCGGAAGAGUCGCAGUCUCCAGCGGAGCCGGGAGAGUGGGGAGCGGAAGCGGCAGCCGCGGCGGCGGCAGGCGGCGCUGGGACCCGGGAGCGGCCGGAGAACAAGGGAGCUGGCGCCGCGGCCGGCCGCGGAGCUAGGCUGAGCCGCUGGGCCGCGCCGAGGGCCGUCGCCGCCCGAGAGGCCCGGCCCGGCCGCCGGAGCAGGCCGCGCGCGGGCCGCCGGGCCCGAGGCCGGAGCCAUGGGCGAGACCAAGAUCAUCUACCACCUGGACGGGCAGGAGACGCCGUACCUGGUGAAGCUGCCCCUGCCCGCCGAGCGCGUCACCUUGGCGGACUUUAAGGGCGUUCUGCAGCGACCCAGCUAUAAGUUCUUCUUCAAGUCUAUGGACGACGAUUUCGGAGUGGUGAAGGAGGAGAUCUCCGACGACAAUGCCAAGCUGCCCUGCUUCAAUGGCCGGGUGGUGUCUUGGUUGGUGUCUGCUGAGGGCUCACACCCAGAGCCAGCUCCCUUCUGUGCUGACAACCCAUCAGAACUGCCACCGCCCAUGGAGCGCACGGGAGGCAUUGGGGACUCCCGGCCCCCAUCCUUCCACCCUCAUGCUGGUGGAGGCAGCCAGGAGAACCUGGACAAUGACACAGAGACAGACUCCUUGGUGUCUGCCCAGCGCGAGCGGCCACGCAGGAGGGACGGCCCAGAGCACACAACCCGGCUAAAUGGAACUGCAAAGGGGGAACGGCGGCGAGAGCCAGGGGGUUAUGAUAGCUCAUCCACCCUUAUGAGCAGCGAGUUAGAGACCACCAGCUUCUUUGAUUCGGAUGAGGAUGACUCCACCAGCAGGUUCAGCAGCUCCACAGAGCAGAGCAGCGCCUCACGCCUGAUGAGAAGACAUAAGCGGCGGCGGAGGAAGCAGAAGGUUUCACGGAUUGAGCGGUCCUCGUCCUUCAGCAGCAUCACGGACUCCACCAUGUCACUCAACAUCAUCACAGUCACUCUCAACAUGGAAAAGUACAACUUUCUGGGCAUCUCCAUUGUGGGCCAAAGCAAUGAGCGUGGUGACGGAGGCAUCUACAUCGGCUCUAUCAUGAAGGGGGGUGCUGUGGCUGCAGAUGGACGCAUCGAGCCAGGAGAUAUGCUGUUACAGGUAAACGAGAUCAACUUUGAGAACAUGAGUAAUGACGACGCAGUCCGGGUACUGCGGGAGAUUGUGCACAAACCAGGGCCCAUCACCCUGACUGUAGCCAAGUGCUGGGACCCAAGUCCACGUGGUUGCUUCACACUGCCCAGGAGCGAGCCCAUCCGUCCCAUUGACCCUGCAGCCUGGGUCUCCCACACUGCAGCCAUGACCGGCACCUUCCCUGCCUAUGGCAUGAGCCCCUCCCUGAGCACCAUCACCUCCACCAGCUCCUCCAUCACCAGCUCCAUCCCUGACACAGAGCGCCUAGACGACUUCCACCUGUCCAUCCACAGUGACAUGGCUGCCAUUGUCAAAGCCAUGGCCUCCCCUGAAUCUGGGCUGGAGGUCCGAGACCGCAUGUGGCUCAAGAUUACCAUCCCUAACGCUUUCAUCGGCUCGGAUGUGGUGGACUGGCUAUACCACAACGUGGAAGGCUUCACUGACCGGAGGGAGGCCCGCAAGUAUGCCAGCAACCUGCUGAAAGCCGGCUUCAUCCGCCACACCGUCAACAAGAUCACCUUCUCUGAGCAGUGCUACUACAUCUUCGGUGACCUCUGUGGCAACAUGGCCAACUUGUCCCUCCAUGAUCACGACGGUUCCAGUGGCGCCUCUGACCAGGACACGCUGGCCCCUUUGCCGCACCCAGGGGCCGCCCCUUGGCCCAUGGCUUUCCCUUACCAGUACCCGCCGCCCCCACACCCCUACAACCCGCACCCAGGCUUCCCAGAGCUGGGGUACAGCUAUGGUGGGGGCAGCGCCAGCAGUCAGCACAGUGAAGGCAGCCGGAGCAGUGGCUCCAACCGUAGCGGCAGUGACCGGCGGAAGGAGAAGGACCCGAAGGCGGGGGACUCGAAGUCGGGCGGCAGCGGCAGCGAGUCGGACCACACAACUCGCAGCAGCCUGCGUGGGCCGCGGGAAAGGGCGCCCAGCGAGCGCUCGGGGCCUGCCGCCAGCGAGCAUAGCCACCGCAGCCACCACUCCAUGGCCGGCAGCCUGCGCAGCCAUCACACGCACCCGAGCUACGGCCCCCCUGGCGUGCCCCCUCUCUACGGUCCCCCCAUGCUGAUGAUGCCCCCACCGCCCGCGGCCAUGGGGCCCCCAGGAGCCCCCCCGGGCCGCGACCUGGCCUCUGUGCCCCCUGAACUGACAGCCAGCAGACAGUCCUUCCGCAUGGCCAUGGGAAACCCCACCAAGAAUUUCGGGCUGUUUGACUUUCUGUGAGCCCCCAGCAAGGGGAGGCCCAGCCUCCGAGGAGACCAGGAACCCUGCUUCAGCAGCCCCUCAGGGCUUCCCAAGGAUGUUCAGCUCCCACACCCUCACUUCAACAUGUUGAGUCACUAGGCUUUUGUGGGGGGCUCCAGCCUCUCACCCAUGUAUGAGACUCUGUUCCCCUUUCCAGAGAGUGCCCCAUCCCUCUCUCCUCUGUUUCUCUCUCUCUCUCUCUCUCUCUCUCUCUCUCUCUCACACACACACACACACACACGUACCUAUGCCAAGUUCACUUAAGCCUCAGGGCUGGUCCCUACCCAGAGGGCUGGACCUUCUCUCCCAGGUUGUAGGGCUGGUUCCCUGACUUCCCUCUCCCCUUCCUUAUAGCCCUCAAGCCUCCCACACGUCCCCAUCAUCUUCCUACUGGAUAAACUUCGUAAGCUGGGUCUCAGGUUAGGCUCAGCAGAGGACACCCCAAGCAACUGGCAGGUUGUCCUCACCCUGCCGCUUACCCCACACGCCCUUCCCUGAUUUCAUAAUCACCAUGAUGCCCCAGAGAAAGGUUGGGCAGGAGGACUUCUGGGACUCCUACUAAAGUGCCAGGUUUUAUUUUUUUUACCUUAUUCUCCAGUUUAAGCAAAUUAUGACUUUCUCUUUAAACCUCUUCUAUAAAUUCUCCUGGCUUACCUCUCUCCAUAUUUUUAGGACUGGGGUGUCAAGAGUGGGAUUAAGUCUUAAGCUCCAGGCUUUGGGGCAAACCAGGGUAGGGACAUUUUGGCGUUCAUUCAUUUAACCAAGACCUCCUGGGGUUUUUGGUGACCAAGGGCUGUGUUGGAAGCAUGACUCAGUCUUGCCUGCCUUCUAGGAGCUCUAGGUUUGCUUCCAACCCAGGCCAUGGCUUUCUCUAGCCACCACUACAGGGCUGCCUCCUAUACUUUUCCUUUCCUGACUCUGCCAUGUUCAACUCCCUUGAGAAUUCCUCCACUAUUGCUCAUGCCUUCAGUGUUGGUGCUCCCAGUGUUCCAUCUUUGGUUCACUUCUCUUUCCUCUAUGUUUACUCCUCAAAUGAUGUUAUCUAUCCUGAUGUCCUCAGUUGACACUGAUAUGCUGGUGAUUCUAAAACACAUAUCUCCAGCCACAAUUUCCCUCCAAAUUUUAGAUCUGUAUUACCACCCCCUGGACAUCACCAUGGACAUAUACAUAUGGACUCAACUCAUUUCCCCCAUCAAGUGUGUUCCUCCUGAAUUCCAAUCCUGGUUAUUUUUAUCACACUCUACAUAGGCACACCAGCUAGUAACAUUUAUGGGCUUAAAUUCCUCCCCAUAUCUUACUAGUCAGCAUAUCAUAUCCAUUCCACUCCAACGAUCUUUCUUGAAUAUGGUCCUUUCUCUCCCCCCUGCCUCUACUCUAACUCACAGGAGCAUGGGAUUUGGAGUCAGGUUGUUCUGGGUUUGAAUCCCAGCUCUACUACUUUUUGGUUUUGUGAUAAGAGAGUUAUUUAAUCUCUCUGAGCCUCAGUUCCCUUAUAUGUAAAAUGAUGAUAAUAAUACCUACCUCACAGGGUUGUUGUGAGGAUUUAAAUUAGAUAAUGUACGAAAAGUGCCUAGCACAGUGCCUGGCACACAGUAGAAUAGGUGCUCAAUAAAUGGUAGCUAUU
Molecule: messenger RNA, 4054 nt
Organism: Zalophus californianus (California sea lion)
Lineage: Eukaryota; Metazoa; Chordata; Mammalia; Carnivora; Otariidae
Gene: DVL3
Product: dishevelled segment polarity protein 3
Exons: 16
Coding region: 253-2409 (718 amino acids)
Biological process (GO): canonical Wnt signaling pathway; intracellular signal transduction
Cellular component (GO): cytosol
Molecular function (GO): frizzled binding
Source: RefSeq, a predicted model, not a curated record